Molecule: messenger RNA, 1137 nt
Organism: Cajanus cajan (pigeon pea)
Lineage: Eukaryota; Viridiplantae; Streptophyta; Magnoliopsida; Fabales; Fabaceae
Source: RefSeq, a predicted model, not a curated record
AUGGGACAUUAUCCUUCAUUAACCAAAGUUGCCACAUCCUUGGGGAUUGAUGCCAGAGAACUAGCAAGCAAGAAAGUGAUAAAAGGAGGGAUUGAAGGUUUCUCGAGAAUUAACCUUGAGCGAUGUGCGUUGAACUUAGCAGAGAGUGAGAAAUGGGAUGCCUUCAUGGAUGUGCUCUCCCUCAUUAUUUAUGGGAUUGUCUUAUUCCCGAAUUUUGAAAACUUUAUUGACUUUGCUGCGAUCAACGUCUUCUUGGCCUUCAAACAUGAAAAAAAGAGUCUUGUACCAGCCAUCCUUGCUGAUACAUAUCAUUCCCUUACCUUGCGCCAUGAAAGAAGGGGUGGGAUGAUUUUGUGCUGUCUGCCUACACUAUACUUGUGGUUCACAUCUUACAUGUUCAAGAGAGGAAGUCAAAUUGAGAUUAAAAAUAAGAGUGAAUGGGCUUACAACAUAGCAAAUCUUAGUGAAAAGACUAUCUCUUGGUACUCGCGAGAGAAAAACAUUGAUGAAGUGAUUUGUCAAUGUGGAGAUUUCCUGAAUGUACCACUCAUGGGUACUAAGGGAUGUGUAAACUACAACCUCGCUCUUGCAAUAAGGCAACUCGGUUAUCCGAUCAGAAGUCCACCGGUUGAGGAUUCUAUUACUCCUUUCAUGGUUUAUGAUAUGACUAAAGAGUUGGAUUUUCUUAAAAAGAUUAGGCAUUCUUGGGACAGGGUGAUGAAGAAAGGGAGAGAAUUGGGAAAAAGAAAUUGUAAUGUGGAGGGGAGUUACCAACAGUGGCUCAGCGAGAGGGUCCAACAUGUCAAGUUACCAUUUCGGGGUCCCAUUCCAAUUAUUGAAGAAACACCAAUUCAAGAACCCAUGAGUCUAGAGGAGAUCGAAAAACUUCAAGAAAAGUUAGCUAAAUCUGAGAAAGAAAAAAAAGAUAUGAAGAAGGAAUUAAUACAGGCACGCCAAGAGUAUCAAGCAGCACAAAAAGAAAUUUCCCAAGCAAGACAACGUGUUGAACUAGCCAAUAAGCGAGCAAGAAUUGAAGAAGAGGGUAAGUUGAACACCCGCAAUUGUUUAGAGGCUGCUUUCAUAGAGUUAAAGAUGCGGAGAGGUGAACGUGACCAAGCUAGGGUUGAUGGUGAAUGA